AAAAUACAUCGACAUGAUUUCCAUGGCUCAAAUAGCCAUAAGGGUCAUAAAAAGGACAGAUAUCUUGUUAAAGAAUUCUUAAGAGCCAGAGGUCACCAGAAACAUUUACAUAAGUCUCAUGGUUUUGAAGGAAUCAAAGGGUCUUCAGGUCUUGACCAUGGUGGUCACCACUUACGUAAAACAGAUCCUGGAAAGCACACCGAUGAACAUGAUAGGCCAAGGGAAAUGAAGUCACCGGAGUCAGUACUUAUUCCUCAGGAAUCUGUCAAAGUUGCGGAUCUACUACACAUAUCCACUGAAGUGAAACAUUUGGACACUGUUGUCAACAGGAUAUCAGGUUUUGUAAGAAAAACCCUUGCUGACAUUCAGAAUAACAUGCAUAAAAUGGCAAGUAUGGUAUCAGCUGUGCAUCCUAUUGCUCCUUCUACUAUGAGCCAUAUGAUAGAUGUAACAAUGACCAAAACGGAGAAAGCAGUACGGAAACUGUGCCUGGAACCCAUAAAGAAGAGUCUCAGCAUUCCACCCUGGUCAGCAUGGACCUCCUGGGGGAAGUGCUCCCUGACUUGUGGGAGCUGAGGGUACAAGCUGCGACAUCGUCAGUGUCAGUCGAAGUCUCAUCGUCAGUGUCUUGGCAAUAAUUUUGAUCUCUCCCAUUGUGUGCUUACUCCCUGCCCAGCAACAUGGCAAUCCUGGAGCCAGUGGACUCCCUGCACAGCAACAUGUGAUAAUGGCCACCAAAUGAGAACCAGGAUGUGUCUGACUUCAUCUGUGAGAGUCCACUGUAAAGGAACAACAUCUGAAAUAAAACUUUGUUUUUCACCUAAAUGCGAGAACUCAAGUCGAAAGAGCACCCUCUUGGGCCAUCUACUUUUCCACCGAAAGUCUGGAAACAAGGUCAAAUUACAUACGAAGUUUGCCAUGCAAGGGUCAUCCAACUCCACGCACACAUCAUCAGGAUACGCGUGGUCAGCAUGGAGUGGCUGGACAUCAUGUAAAGAGUGUCGGAAGGGACACAGGGAAAGGAGUAGAAUAUGUGUGAAUUCUCUGAAGCAACCGUUGGACAACAAGACUCUGUGUCCUGGAGCUGAUGUAGAGUUUGGACCAUGUAUUGGCGUAGUAUGCAACCUGGAUAAUGCUGUGUAUGUGUCGGAAGGCAAGUCUGUGGAAGUAAAGUGUGCAGUGCCACCAGGCCUGGUCCCCUACAGGAUUUACUGGAUCACGCCCAGGAACCAGCGCAUCUCUCACCUCAGGAGCAGCAAAAGGAUGCGUAUGUCUGGAUCAUCUCUCCGUGUUGCUGAUGCGAGAUACGCUGACCAGGGAGUGUAUCGUUGUGUUCUACUACUUAACAACAACACUCACCAUAUAAUACAAGACACUCUCAUGGUGGACACCUGUAAAACCCAUCACUGCCAAAGCGGAGGAAUCUGCCAGACUACGCAAGACCCUGAGUUUGACGGCAUCAUGAACUACAAGUGCAGAUGUAUCGGAAAGUACAGAGGCCCUUUCUGCGAGAUUGGUCCACUAAAUUCACACAAAUUUAUCGGGGCCGUCAUCGCAUUAAUCAUUGCCUUGGUGGUCGUCUUGGCGCUUGCCUUGUGCCUCCUGAGAAGGUCCCUGCAUAAAGCUAAGAUUGAUUCCCCAAAAGAAAUCCAGUGUAAAAAGAAAGGGAAAUCACAGACAAAGAAAAAACCGAAGUAUGCCAAAACAGAUAAUAAACCUAAACCAGCGGACAGGCCAGAAGACAAAGGCGACAUCUCCAACGCAAGCAUUGUCAGUAAUGAUGGAUCUUUUGUUGAGAUAACUGAACAUGAUUAUGUUGACUUUGAUGGUUUUAACCUCUCCCAGGAAGAGAAGAACCCUAGAGGAGGCUAUGAAAGUGGUCAUGCUUCAGGUGGAUAUGAAGGCAAAUUCUUGAAAUAUCCAAGUCCCCCGCACAAACAUAUGAGUCAAAAUUAUCAACAGAAUGAGUCUGAUUACAUGACCAUGGACACACUUCCAAAAAAUUUCAUCAUCCAUCAGCAUAAUCCUGCAGGAUCCUACGAUGAAGAAUCAGGCUACCAGGACAUGGUCAGUGGGAAGGUUGAAAACAUCUAUGAGAAUCUACCCUCAGGAGAAAGAAGGGAGCCAGUCUACACUCCCACAUCAAAAAGUGAACAAGAAUAUAUCGAGACACUGAAAUACAAAGCUAGUUUAAAACAGCGAAGAGCUUCUGUUGAAAAGGAGGCACUUGCCCAAGAGGCUCUAGACAUAGUUGCGGAGAAUCUCACAAAGCAGUGUAUGGUUGAGAUCGAAAAUGAGUCACAGAUUUCAAACAAAGUUGUGUCCACAGGUUUGAAUUCAUCUCAGAUGAGAUCUGAUGCUGCAAGGCUUAAAUCAAAUCUUCCUGUUGCCAAGGAUACCAACAUGACGGACAUAUCAUCAGCACAAACAGAAUCACCAAACGGGAAUGUGGAGAUUGCAAAAUCCCCCAGAAGGAAAACUAAAUCCAUCAAACAGACUAAAUCCCCCCUAAAACAGGAAACUGCAAAGUUGACCAAAUCUCCAAAUACCGGAAUGUCUGCUGGUCAUCAGUCAGUUUCUGGUAAGAAAGCACCUGGUGAAACUUCUGAUCCUAAAGGGAACAGACCUGUUGUUAAGACUGGAAGAGUAUCUCCAACAGGAUCCCAGGGUUUUAAACAACAGCUCGUUACACAGACAGAUAUGAGAAGUCCACAUGUUUCAAAGGACAGGAAGCCUGUACCCAAACCAAGGAGAGCUGAAGACACUAGCAGGCAGCUUAAGAUCAGACCUCCAGUCAGCCCAACUCAUAGACAGUAUGCAUUUCCAAAGACACUGACAAUCAAAGACGGGAAUCAACAGGCAGCACUUCACGAGCACUUUGAUACGGCAUUUGUCACCCAGCAAGUAAACCCUAGUACCAGUACACCGAAGAAAGUUGAUAAGAUAGCACGUAUGAAUAUAAUCAUGCCUUCGGAUAUUAUGCAGGCAGAUGAGGAUGAAUCCUCCCUGACUUUUGGCAGGAAGAAGCACUCUAGUGAGCUGAUGGUGGUCACGUCUAGUAAAGUCCUUGGCAAAACUGAAGAGGGACCUGUGAAUCUGGGAAGAGGCAACGUCAGCAGUAACAACAGACAAACCUCUGCAUCAGAGUUGUCUUCUGGGAGUGAAGUGUUCUCAGACUCCUACUACCAAUCCCUGUCUCAAGUUACCGAGCCAACAGAUGGGAGUAGAGGAACCAGCUUCCGGUCACUGGACACAUCAACAUCAUUACAGACAAUGCCGGAUCUUGACAACACAGUCAGCUUUCCUAAACUGACCAUAAGUUAUCAGGAGGAGGGGAUUGAUCAUUCAGCUGGACCUGCCACACCAUCUGAAACUGAACAUUGCUAUCCUGGGCGAAACGACAGCCUUUUCCAAGGGGAGAUAACUGAGUCGAGUUUGUAUUUGAGUGACUGUAACUACACGCAAGGAACGCCUGAAAGCAGUGAGCUUUCGGAGAGUGAGUGUAGUUCUGACCGGACAUCUGAUGUGGAGGAGUCCUGAGACUUAAAUAUGGCACUCCGAUGUGUGUCUGAAGUAGACAGGGUCACACUGUAAUGUAAUGGUAGUGUGAUAAUGAUGAUAUUUUGAAGAGGUAUCCAACGUGAAUCGUUCAUGAAGAGUGUGAUUAUAAAUAGGAGGAUGGUUUCUGUUGACAGUUUGGGUGUCAUUUCUGAGGCACGGUACUUUAUGAUUUAUCAACAGACCUGUCUGACCUUGUUUUUUUCUUCAGAAUGUGACUAGUGAGAAUUAUAACCUCGACAUUUCCAGCAUUCACUUGAAGUUCCUGAAAACAGCUCUUGAAUCUAAAAUAAUAUCGAAGAUAGAACCAAGAUAAAUCUUAUUUUAAGUGUGACACUGAACUUUUGUCAGACUGUCUUAAGAAGCCUUGAACAUUGCCGUCUUUUACAUGACAGAAAGGGACGAAUUUGUCCGCUAAAGAAUGUUACAACAUGCACAUCAUUCAACCGUAAGUAAUAUAAACUACAGAGGGGCAUUACUUGUCCCUUUAGGAAUUAAAACAUGCGUUUCAUUCAUUGUAUGUCAUGUGGUCCAUCUGCCAUUGUUAAUUUGUGACAGACAGCAUAUGACUUGGGGCCAAAAGAAAGAAAACACUUUAUUUUUUAUGUAGUUGCAAACUGAAGCAACUCUUUUUCGAAUUUAUAUGUCUUUUUAAUCAUCAAUUUUUAAAGCUACCUUUUAGAAAGUGGAAUUUGUGGCUGGGUAUUGUGUGAAAAUAAAUUGUUUCAAUGAAGAUUGGGAUAACAACUGAAUUUGCAACAAGACCCUUACCAUGUUUUUGAAAUGUUGCAAUAUGUUGCCCCAAAGACAAUUUAUUGAUUUGAAAGAUAAGGUGUGUAGGACACCCAUUCACUGUCAAUAUUUAAAAGUUUUAAAUAAAACCAUAUAGAAGUAUUCUUUGUUGGUAGGUACAGCUCAUUGUAUGUAAGUUAAGAAAUUUUCAAUUAUUAUGUGAACGACUGAUAAAAUCAACUGAGUAGCUUGGUUUCUUUCGCUCCUCAUUUCAGCUGUAUUUAUGGUGUUUGUUUGAAUGUGCAUGUGUAAUGUUCUUUUUUAGAAAUAUGUAGAUACAAUUUUGUUUUCCUGUUGAAUCUGCUAUUUUUUGACUGCUUACAAUACAAAGUGCCAAUUGUUAUUGAGAAGAGGUAACUUCAAUGGUUAAAACAGUGUGAGAUGGUUAAAGUGAAAGAGAAACAAUGGCCAUCACUUAAGGUUGUUGUUUGUUGGUCCAAAUGUUUCUGUUAGAAGAUGUGUGACAAUGGCUAGAGUAAAAGAUAUUCAUUCAGGGUGUUCAUGGAGAUUGGAGUUUGAAAACUAAGAAUAUUUAUGUAGUCUUUGUAACUGAAUACAUUGUAGUAGGUGUACUGUACAUUUGUAGAUCAUAGAAAUAAUGUUAUGAAUAUGUUUGACAAAUUGUUAUGUUUGAGUCACAAGUUGUUUACAAAAUAAAAUGUUGAUCUUU
This is a messenger RNA of Haliotis rubra (blacklip abalone), 5020 nucleotides long. RefSeq lists its product as uncharacterized. Bases 739 to 3540 code for a protein of 933 amino acids. The transcript has 8 exons. The record is from RefSeq and is a predicted model, not a curated record. Lineage: Eukaryota; Metazoa; Mollusca; Gastropoda; Lepetellida; Haliotidae.